Molecule: messenger RNA, 396 nt
Organism: Striga asiatica
Lineage: Eukaryota; Viridiplantae; Streptophyta; Magnoliopsida; Lamiales; Orobanchaceae
Source: the annotation of a GenBank genome assembly
AUGCAUGCAACAAGACAACAAAUUAUUGACCAUUCCCUUCUUGUUUCUCAAUCCGCGGUCAUCGGCUGGCUGACGCAGCACCUGAAACGGGCCUUCCUGACAGUUGUCAAGAUCUCGGUCUCGGCAGUCUCGAGCAUCCGAACAACCUCGCUGAAUGAGGGCCUGACAUCUGGAUUGGCAUCCCAGCAGCGGGGCAAGGAGGCAGUCGUUUGGGAUGGUGGGGCGAACCCCCUUGUUGACCACCGCAAAUGCAGCCUGCACGGCUGUCAUGUUCUGAAACGGGAGCAUGCCUGUGAUGAGCUCCCAAAGCACAAUUCCGAAGCUGUACACGUCUACUUUCUGGGUGUAGGGCCUGUGCUGGAUCAUCUCCCUGAAGAGGUUUCAAAGAACGCAUAG